GGAUUUUUGUUUUGUGAUACUAUGUGGAUUACUUUACUGUUCAUUCCUGAUAGGUUUUUAAUUGUCAUUAUGAAAAUACGUAAAUAUAUUUAAUACCUUGUCUCAAUCAAAAUGAAAAUGUUGUUUCCAUCCUUUGAUAAUCACCAGAUAAAUACUCAGCAUAUGGUAGUUAUACUCGGCAUGCUUGUUGUUUCACCUCUGUUGUUCCUUUUUCCGAGCCAUGUGUUCCCUUUAUUUGUUAGCCGAAUUUCUGUCCAUGUGAAUUUGUGUGAUACUGCAUUUAGUUUUUGUUGUCUCCGAAAUGUUCCUGCCAGCAUACACUGUGCCCACCCUGUUUUUUACCCAGAGUCUCAUUCAGUGUAGAUGAAAUGGCCAUGGCCUUGUGUGUGUCCUGAAGCGUUGUCGCUGCAGAGUGAAGGGAACCUUUCAGAUAGGCAGAGAGGAGAAAAGAGUUUGUACAAUACCUCUUUAUCAUUUGUUAUAAUUUGAUAUAAAAAGCCAAGUACAAUACUUUGCAAAUGUGCCACUAUUAUGCCACAUUUAAGUGGAAGAAUCUGAAGGAAAGUAUGGAUAUAUUUUGCCUCUCGACACGUCUCCUCUCUGGUUAUCGCUCAUUUGUUCCAGGCUCUCAACGUAAGGCAAACACAACACACCCUGUGUGGCUGUGAACAACUAACGUGUAUACUGACUUACUCUGUGCUAUUCUAAAAGUAUGCUCAACCAGUAAUAUCAUUGUAUCCAUCAUUGUUGCCUUCAUACACUGUGUUCAUGUGGGUGUCCUUUUUGCUGCCACAAUCUAACAUUGUGAUCCGAUGUUGCCAUUGUUGACUGUUCUAUCAUGCUGUUGUCGACCUUCUCUCAUUCUCAUAACAAGUAAUCCCCCCAUUUCUCUCUCUUUCCCUCCUUGUGAAUAACCAUCAACCUCAAACCCAAUUUCCACCUUGUCUGUCUUGACCCCCAAUCCCUAAUAAUUCCAUCUGCUGACCCCCAUUACCCACCUACAAACUCCCCGCCCCUUUUCUUCUUUGGUUCUUCUGUCGCCGUUGCCCUCCCUGCUUCUGCCCCUCCCCCUCUUCAGGACUUCUGGCAGGUAUGGGGUGUGUGCUGAGCGGCAUGUGUGCACCUGAAUGAAAUGCUGCACUUUGUAGUCAAUACUUACUCCUCUUAGUUCCUUCAGUCAACUUGUGCCUCUCCUUUUGUUGAAACUUUUUAUGACUCACUUUUUCCUGGUAAUGUGGACGGCGUAUAUACUCACUAUUGUACUGUAAGUGCAGGGGAACAGUUAAGUAGUUGUUGUUUUUUCUAAAUUUUCCAUAUCUCAGCUUCAGUAACUCUUAUGAAAGCCUACUAACUCAUCAGCUCAUCGUCGUUUAUUGGGACACUAUACCAUGUAUAUCUUUGCUCAUUUAAGCAAUUAGCUGCACAUUUAUUGUUCAGAACAGUUCAUCCAAGGGCAUCUCAGAAACCCUAGAUGAUGUACUUAAUUAUUUAUUAUCAAAUGAGCUGUAUUAAGGUGAUAUACAUAAUGUUUUUGCUUGGAGCAGGUCAGUCAGGUGUAGACUUCAGCUCUUUAUAAUGAAGAGAAUGCUCAUCACAGCAGGCCUGUUAUUGCUAUGUGUUGACACUGUGUUAAAGACCUCCCCAGUGCUCUUUGUGUGAACUUGGUGCCCACAGAUGUGUGCCGUGCAGUCUCUGCUGAAUUAUUAAAACUUCAUUUUUCCACUCUGUCACUAUAAGACUUAUAAAUACUUCUGUAGCACCUAAUUUAUCUUGCAAAGCUGAGAUGGGAAGAGCAACUAAAAAGUGUCCCUUACAAGGCACCUUUUUCGCAACUUUUAAAAUAGAUUGUGUAACACAUACAUUUUUCUGCUGCGAGAAGAUUGCUGUUCCCCUACACUCAUACUCCCUCUCUCUCUUUCACUCUUUUUAAAUGUUUUUUUAAGUGUUUUCUUUCUCAUCUCCUUGUAUUAUUUCUCUUAAGCACUAGCUUUCCACAUGCCUUGGCACUCAUUCCCUUAGCAUGCCCUGUUGUGGUACCAGUGUCUUCCACAGAAAGUAGCUGGUGGUGGCGCCCCCUUUCUGCGCAUGGUGGCAUCACAGGGUUUUUUGGACCCAGGAAAUGGCUCUUUUAGCUAGCAUUGAGGCUGUAUCGAUGUGCUUGGUAGCAUUCACCAAUUCAUCUUUUAAAUUGUUCAGAUGUCAGUACUGCAUGAUGCCUGAAGAGCAUGGUUUGAAGUUACGGCGGUAAUUGUGUACGUUUAAAAACUGUUGACUGUUCAAACUGUUCCCUCCAUGCUGUGUGACCUUCUGUAUGAAAAGCCAACUGACUGGCGAUGAGUGCCAGUGAACAAUAGUUACUCAUGUAUGUGUGUAUGGGUGGGCUUUUCUGUUGUCGCUGUUAUCAUGUUUUCACUCUUUCUUAUUUUACAGGAAGUUACGUAAGGUCACUGGUUGGACUUAGUUAAAAUGCCUCCAUUCCUCCAUGUUUGCACUCUGUAUUCAACUUUCUCUGCCCUUUCUGUUUGUGUGAAAAUCAGUUAAUCCUACUCACACUUCCUCUUUUGAUUUCUGUAUGUUCUCCUAAUCUAGAAGAGGUUUUGGGUCACCAACUCACAGUCUUCUGAUUAGGCUGCCUCUUCCUCAUAGGAGGCAGCUGCCAUUCCUCUAUAAUUUGAUGGCUGACCAUUCUGUAUCAUGUUGAAUUGUUUAGUCAUGUUCCCAGAAUAAUCAGGAGUUAUUAACAGGCUCACCUGCUUUGUGGGUUCCCCAAGGACCAGACAGUUAAUAUGCUCUCUGUACCAGCGCCUCCACAUGCAGACGGUGGUAUUUUUGUCCCACAUGCCAGUGCAUACAAGCGGGGAGCAUUUAUUCUGGAUAAGUCUAAAAGUCAGAGAAAGAUUCUGUGUUUUCACAGACAAAUGUCAGGUACAUAAUGAGAUCUUGUGCAUGCUUUCUUGAGAGAUCAGAUGGAGGGCUUUCCCCACAGAUGGAUUCCAGGCACGUAAAGGUCUACAAGUAAAUACAUUUAUACCAGUGGCGGGCACUGCAUUUGGUACCUGGGCCUUCAGGGGGACUUAACCGGCCAAAAUUGUUUUCAGCAGACAAUGUGAGGACCUAUACUGUUACAAAAAAAAUAAUAAAGCAAGAGACCCAGUUAACCCUUUAUCUUUCACUAUAUCGUCUAUACUAUCAAUACUAUCGACUAUAUAUCGAUACGCCUGACUUUCAUUCUGCUCGUAGCUUUGAGUAUGAGUAGCUUAGUAAUUUCCACUGGUAAUCGCCGGUGCUUGUAAAGUUGACGCUCAGGCAAAUGAAACAAGCACAUUACAACAUCAUCUGGAGCAGUUCAGAAUCAAUAUUUAGCUAAUAACAUGACAAAAACAUAAAACUUUUUAAUAGAAUACUUCUCACCAGAGAUGUCAAUUGCUCCUCUUCAAUCAGCCAUUCUGGACCCUAACUUGGCUUGUAGAACAGUUUUGCUCUGAACAACCAAUCAGAGAAUGGACAAAUGCUGACAUUAUUGUAGGCUAGCUAGCUAGCUGUGAGGGGAAUCUGAAAUCUGAUUGGUUAAAGAAACAGCCCCAUUGCUAAUACGUGACAUGGGCCAGGACUCAUGGUUCAGAAGUCCUUGGGCUGAUUAGAUUGACAUGGCAACACAUACAGCCAUGGCCAAAAAUAUUGCUAUGGCAUCUUCGAUAUGCCAAUAUUUUUUGGCAAUGACAAUAGAAGCUGAAACAAAAAAAAUCUAACACACACACACACAAACAGGAAGCAGUGCAGCCAAGAGACACGCUACAAAAUGCAGAAAAUAGACGGGUAGGAAUAAAUUAAUACAAUUUCACGGAACAAAUACGAAAGACACACGUUGGCCUUACAGGACGACGCGUGAAGAUGCAAGAAGCGCGUACGUUUGUCUUGCAACCUGAAAAAACAUAAGCGCCCGUAGAGUUUCUUGACAUGACAAAGAACUUCUGCGGCCAGCUUACGGCUCAAAAAUCAGCACAUCACACUCACACCCUCCAUGGCUUUAUUGCAUUUUUUGCACGUAGACCAGUAGACCAUACGGCCAGUUGUGUCCUCGGCUUUAAUUGAGCUAGAAAAAAAACAAAACUAUUCACAGCAAAGUCUUUUAUUAAAAAAAAAAAAAAAUAUAUAUAUAUAUAGAUAUAGAUAUAUAGAUAGAUAUAUAGAUAAAACUAUGCCUUAAUAGUUAAUGCUCAUUACAUUCGAUGGUACUUAGACAGCAUUUCUUUAUCCACAUGUGAAAUGAGAGGAAAGAGCCCCUCAGCAUGCAAGCCACUGGCUGUACAAAAUAAAUCAGAUUUGUUGGACUGUUUAGUUAAAGUUUGUCCAGCGCAGCUCUCGGGCUUAGCGUGAACUGAACGGAGAUUAGACCAAACCCUUGACCUCCUCUGUGAGUUGUGUGUUUGUAUAUAACAACUGUACAUUUUGACAGCAUCACCAGCAGCUCUUUCACAGACGUAUUUGUGCCUCCUCUUGCAGGCUGGGCGCUUUCUCCAUCAAUUUCCUGCAGCCAUAGCUUAGCCUGACACACAGAGAACAGAAUGAACACAUGAGUUGGCUUAGAUUUAAUAAGGACGCAUGCCUAGAUUCACUCUGACAGCUGUGAUGUUAACACCAAUCAGAUGACAUGCACUGUCAAAUGAGGCUCUAUCUGUUAAUUAACUUGAGUACUACAGUAAUGAGGGUUUCAGUCAUUUGCAGAGCACUAAUUUGAGAUAACGCCACAAUUAGCACUCAAUGCUGAGUCAAUUGUCAUUUUUAGUAACUUUGUAUUUGUUUUACCUAAAUUCAAUUCAGGCUCUUUUGUGGGAUUGCUUUUCUCCAUUUUCUCCCAGCAAAGAAUUCCAAAUGUUAAAAGCCCAAAAAAGUUUCAGGAGUGUAUCUCCUAUGAUGAGCAGACUUGACACUAGAAGACUUGAUCACCUCUGUUGUUAACAUGUGGCCCAAAUCCAACCCCUCUUCUUUUUCUUUCAUGUUUUCACUUUCCACUUCCCACUGUCUUUUAUCUAUUUCGCUUACUUUGCCAGCCUUUGUUCCUAGACCCACACCCACGCAGGGACUCACUUCACAGUAUCUCUGGCAUUAUUUCCUCUCGUUCACCUUUCCGUCUUUUUCUACUGACUCCCUUCUCCAUUUAUACUGUGACAGUUAAUGGAUCAAUCAUAGCACUGUUGCUGUAGACUCUUAUGUUGGAGAGAGAUACAAAAAUUGCUAGGUACACCGAGAUAAAACGAAUGCACAGCAUUAAAGCAUCCCUUUAUUCUCUGUUAAAUGGACUUUCAAUUUGUGGCUCUUUUCUUAAGGAGGAAGAGAGGUCGGAUAUUUAAGUAUUAAAGCUGCACACCUUCUGUAUAUACUCUAUUAGUUCUGACUUGUUGUACCUAAUCAAUUGACUACCUAAUGGGGAGGGAAUCAGUCACGUACUGUAUGGAUGCAUCAGGUUGUUAUUCUACUAAAGGGGAUGCCACAAAAUAUGUAUAUACAGAUUUCCAUCAAAUUGAUACUUAAAAAAUACAGACAUACAUAAUAAUGUGAUAAUGGAUGAGGUUUGUUAGUUUUAAGCUCCAGUAAAAUGGAGCUUGAGGAAAUGAUGAUCUUUGUGUGAGGGAUGCAGUUAAAAUCUCUAUUUGAGUGGCAUCCCUGUGUAUUAUUUUUGCUUUGAACCAGCUGUUUUGUAUGAGCGUAUACAUGUGUGUGAGUGUGUAAAAGAAAGACGGUAUGAAUACAUAUGCGUGUCUUUGUCAUUCAAGGCCCUGCUAAAGACAGCAGAGGCCACAAUGUUCUCUAACAGUUGUUUCUCCUCCUUCCUCCUCCUCUGAAAUGGACCUCUUACAGACGGAGAAGAUAGCUCAGGAGAGGGAGAGGUUUGCAGAUGAAGACAGCAUUUUCUACUCUCUGGGAGAAUGUGGCCUCAUCUCUUUCUCAGACUACAUCUUCCUCACCACUGUGCUGUCCACUCCCCAGAGGAACUUUGAGAUUGCGUUCAAGAUGUUUGAUCUCAAUGGUGAUGGAGAGGUGGACCUGGAGGAGUUUGAACAGGUCCAGAGCAUUAUCCGCUCUCAGACGAGCAUGGGCAUGAGACACCGCGACCGCUCCACCACAGGAAACACUCUGAAGACAGCCGGCUGCAGCUCAGCACUCACCACUUACUUUUUUGGAGAAGACCUGAAGGGAAAACUCACCAUUGGCAGCUUCCUGGAGUUCCAGAGGAAGCUGCAGCAUGAUGUGCUUAAGCUAGAGUUUGAGAGGAAUGAUCCAGUGGAUGGACGAAUCUCCGAGAGACAGUUCGGGGGUAUGCUGCUGGCCUACAGUGGUGUUCAGUCUCGUAAACUCAAGCAGAUGCAGAAGGGAUUGAAGAAGAUGUUUAAAGAUGCACAGGGUAUUACAUUUGAGGAAGUUGAGAAUUUCUUCACGUUCUUGAAGAAUGUCAAUGAUGUGGACACGGCGCUGAGCUUCUACCACAUGGCUGGAGCGUCCAUAGAUAAAGUUACCAUGAAACAGGUGGCCCGCACUGUAGCCAAGGUGGAGUUGUCAGAUCACGUGUGCGAUGUGGUGUUUGCGCUGUUUGACUGCGACGGGAACGGCGAGCUCAGUAAUAAGGAGUUCAUUGCCAUUAUGAAGCAGCGGCUCAUGCGUGGGCUGGAGAAACCCAAGGAUAUGGGCUUCACUCGGCUUGUGCGCGCCAUGUGGAAGUGUGCUCAGGAUACUGCCUGGGACUUUGCAAUGCCAAAGACAUAAUGGGGCCCAAAGGUGACGUGCGAGUGGGAGUAACAGCACCAUUAGAGACAUUUUUCUCCAACUGUUGUAACAAAUUUAAACAGUGAAUACAACAGAGGCUGCAGCCCUGAGAAGCACCAUUGUUCAUGUUGGUGUCACUCAGGCCAACUGUAAACCGGAACCAUGCAUGAGUGCCCCAUGAGUUUGCCACACAUAUUUGUAUAAUAAGCAUAUACAGCCAUAUAUUUGAUGCCAUUGUACGGCAUUCAACAGCAUGUGACCCUUUGUUAAAUGCUAAAAUCAAGUAGAAACUAUUAUUUGACUCAUCUCCAAAAUGUUGCCCCUAAAUAUUAGUCAACUCCCAAGCUACUUCUACCACUUACAUUUUUAUUUUUCUUCAUCAAGGAUGUCACCCUAAGAUGUUCAAAAUGUAUAUUAUUCUGAUUAUAUUGCUCACUGAAACACUUUCUAAGAUGAAUGUUAUGCAAAUUAAAAGUUUGUUUUUAUACUUGAA
This is a messenger RNA of Dunckerocampus dactyliophorus (ringed pipefish), 7255 nucleotides long. RefSeq names its product mitochondrial calcium uptake 1 (gene micu1). Gene Ontology annotation, biological process: mitochondrial calcium ion homeostasis; calcium import into the mitochondrion. Lineage: Eukaryota; Metazoa; Chordata; Actinopteri; Syngnathiformes; Syngnathidae. The record is from RefSeq and is a predicted model, not a curated record. Bases 5845 to 6762 code for a protein of 305 amino acids. Gene Ontology annotation, molecular function: calcium ion binding. The transcript is spliced from 8 exons. Gene Ontology annotation, cellular component: uniplex complex.